This is a messenger RNA of Ricinus communis (castor bean), 2371 nucleotides long. RefSeq names its product V-type proton ATPase catalytic subunit A. The transcript is spliced from 20 exons. Gene Ontology annotation, biological process: proton transmembrane transport; ATP metabolic process. Bases 191 to 2062 code for a protein of 623 amino acids. Gene Ontology annotation, molecular function: ATP binding; proton-transporting ATPase activity, rotational mechanism; ATP hydrolysis activity. Gene Ontology annotation, cellular component: proton-transporting V-type ATPase, V1 domain; plant-type vacuole. The record is from RefSeq and is a predicted model, not a curated record. NCBI's taxonomy places the organism in Eukaryota, Viridiplantae, Streptophyta, Magnoliopsida, Malpighiales, Euphorbiaceae.
CCAGUACGAAACUCAAGAAGCUCCCUUAAUCAUAAUCGACUCUGUGUUUUCUCUUUUCUCUCCUUUGAUUAAAUCAACAAUCUCUUCUCUUCUUUAUCUCUGUAUCAUCACCAUCUUCGAAUUCCCUGUCUUCCAGUUGAAACCCUAGCAAGGGCUUUUAAUCAAUCUUCUAUUUUCUUUCUCUGCCAUAAUGCCGUCAGUGUACGGUGCUCGAUUGACAACAUUCGAAGAUUCUGAGAAGGAGAGCGAGUAUGGUUACGUUCGUAAGGUAUCAGGACCAGUCGUGGUCGCAGAUGGCAUGGCUGGUGCUGCUAUGUAUGAAUUGGUACGUGUUGGCCAUGACAAACUAAUUGGUGAAAUCAUUCGGCUGGAAGGAGAUUCUGCUACAAUUCAAGUUUAUGAGGAAACAGCUGGUUUGACAGUGAAUGACCCUGUCCUUCGGACACACAAACCUCUAUCUGUGGAGUUGGGACCAGGAAUACUAGGGAACAUAUUUGAUGGAAUUCAGAGGCCUUUGAAAACCAUUGCCAAAAGAUCUGGUGAUGUCUAUAUCCCUCGCGGUGUCUCUGUUCCAGCUCUUGACAAAGAUUUACUCUGGGAAUUUCAGCCUAAAAAAAUAGGUGAAGGAGAUCUUGUCACUGGCGGAGACUUAUAUGCAACUGUCUUUGAAAACAGUCUAAUGCAACAUCAUGUUGUACUUCCACCUGAUGCUAUGGGCAAAAUCACUUACAUUGCGCCGCCUGGUCAAUAUUCAUUGAAGGACACUGUUUUGGAGCUUGAGUUUCAGGGUGUGAAGAAGCAGUUUACUAUGCUUCAGACUUGGCCAGUACGUACACCAAGACCUGUUGCAUCAAAGCUUGCUGCUGAUACCCCUCUACUUACUGGCCAGCGUGUUCUUGAUGCCCUUUUCCCUUCAGUUCUUGGUGGAACUUGCGCUAUACCUGGGGCAUUUGGGUGCGGGAAAACUGUCAUUAGUCAAGCUCUUUCCAAGUACUCUAACUCAGAUACCGUAGUUUAUGUUGGGUGUGGAGAAAGAGGAAAUGAAAUGGCAGAGGUGCUUAUGGAUUUUCCACAAUUGACAAUGACAUUGCCUGAUGGUCGUGAAGAAUCUGUUAUGAAGCGCACAACACUUGUGGCCAACACUUCUAAUAUGCCUGUGGCUGCUCGUGAGGCUUCAAUUUACACAGGAAUCACGAUAGCUGAAUACUUCAGAGAUAUGGGUUACAAUGUCAGCAUGAUGGCAGAUUCAACAUCUCGUUGGGCAGAAGCAUUGCGUGAAAUCUCUGGGCGGCUGGCAGAAAUGCCGGCAGAUAGUGGAUAUCCUGCUUACUUAGCAGCACGUCUGGCCUCAUUUUAUGAACGUGCUGGUAAAGUAAAAUGUUUGGGGUCGCCAGAACGUUCCGGUAGUGUCACAAUUGUUGGUGCUGUUUCUCCACCUGGUGGAGAUUUUUCAGACCCUGUUACAUCUGCUACCCUCAGCAUUGUCCAGGUCUUCUGGGGUUUGGACAAGAAACUUGCCCAGAGGAAGCAUUUCCCUUCUGUAAACUGGCUCAUUUCCUAUUCGAAGUAUUCAUCGGCAUUGGAGUCUUUCUACGAACAAUUUGAUCCUGAUUUUAUCAACAUCAGGACAAAGGCUCGAGAAGUGCUUCAGAGAGAAGAUGACUUGAACGAAAUUGUCCAACUUGUGGGAAAGGAUGCUUUAGCUGAAGCAGAUAAGAUUACGCUGGAGACUGCAAAGCUUUUGAGGGAAGACUAUCUUGCUCAGAAUGCAUUCACUCCAUAUGACAAGUUUUGUCCUUUCUACAAGUCUGUUUGGAUGAUGCGCAACAUAAUACAUUUUUACAAUUUGGCCAAUCAGGCUGUGGAGAGAGCAGCUGGUAUGGAUGGCCAAAAGAUUACUUACAGUCUCAUCAAGCAUCGGUUGGGAGAUCUGUUCUACCGAUUAGUGUCUCAGAAAUUUGAGGAUCCAGCAGAAGGAGAAGCAGCUCUUGUGGCCAAAUUCAACAAGUUGCAUGAUGAUCUAACUGCAGGUUUCCGUGCACUGGAGGAUGAGACCCGAUGAUCAAGGAGUUUGAAAUUUUGAUUUGUCAGGAGUCUAGAAGUGUGGACCAGCACUUGGUUUCUCUUAUCUGUUUUAUUCUGUGAAGACAGUGUUGGUAGAUCCCUGUUUGUGGUGCUAUGCUUGGGCAUAGUUUCUAGUUGGGUUAUGGUAGUUUAUUAUAUGGUAUUGUUAUUUAAUAUGAAGUUGUAUUGGGCAGCAGAGGACCAGAAACUGUUCAAUAUGUAUUUAUGCAAUAAGGUAUGUAUUCAAUUGAUGCCAAUUUGUAUUGAUUUAAUUUAUUAUCAAUCAUAUGUUCCUCUUUCCUUCUCA